Molecule: messenger RNA, 1875 nt
Organism: Aphidius gifuensis
Lineage: Eukaryota; Metazoa; Arthropoda; Insecta; Hymenoptera; Braconidae
Gene: fng
Product: fringe glycosyltransferase
Exons: 9
Coding region: 443-1705 (420 amino acids)
Biological process (GO): regulation of Notch signaling pathway
Cellular component (GO): membrane
Molecular function (GO): O-fucosylpeptide 3-beta-N-acetylglucosaminyltransferase activity
Source: RefSeq, a predicted model, not a curated record
GGCAGUCGGUGGUCUAACGCGCGCCGGUGCAGGUCAGUCCAUUGAUCAAUCUUCCUGUGUGGUCAAAGUUAAUUUUUUCGCAACCAAAAUUCGCCAAUAACUCCAAAAAAAAAAAAUCAUUAAUAAACAAUUAAAUAAUCUUAAUAAAUAUAAAAAUUAUUUCAAAUAUUAACUUGACAAUUAAAUUUGAAUGCAAAAAAAAAGAAAAAAAAAAUUUGCAAAAAUGACUGAAAGUAACCUUGAAAUAGUGAAUUAUUUUGUUGAUAAUUUGGAGUAAAAAAAAUUUCAUACAUUUCACAUAAAUAAAUAAAUAAAAGUGUAUAAAAUAGUUGAAUAAUUUUAACAACAUUGUGUAAAUUUAGUGUUUAGUUUUUCAAAUAAAAAGUGAAAUUUUCGUAUGCAAAUUUUUUUGCUUACGAGAAUUUAAAGUAAAAUAUUUGUUAUGACUGUGUUGUUUCCAUCGUUGAUAACUAGUAAUAAGAAGAAUGAUAAUAAUAAUAUUAAGUGGUUAUUGAAUGUUACAAAUAAUAAUCAACAAAAUCAAGAUAAUUUUAGUGAAUGGUGUUGGAGUAAUAAGUACAGUCAAGGGGAUCAAAUACAGGGACUGGUGGUUGGUGGUAAUUUGACAACCGCUACCACCACCAACCCCAUCAUGCCUCGGGCUAUGUCGGCAAGACGUGGUUUGCAAGCAAUUGGACUUAUUCUUUUGACUGCUUAUGCUACUAUAUUACUUUAUCAAGCAGUUGUUGUACCUCGCCAGUGGCCAGAGAACAAUGAAAUUGAAGUUGGUGCUAUGAAUAAUUUUGAUGUUGAUGCAUCAGAAAUACAAAAAACAAUUAUUGAUGAAAUACCAGUUACUCCGUCAGUUGCAACAGCAACAAUGGCACCAUUUUCAACUGAUCUCAAUGAUGUCUUUAUCAGUGUCAAGACAACAAAACAUUAUCACUAUUCACGUUUACCAUCUAUCAUUGCCACGUGGUUUCAACAUGCCAAAGAUCAGACUUGGUUUUUUACUGACCGUGAUGACCAGUACUUUCAAAAUCAAACAAAUGGUCACAUGAUAAAUACAAAAUGUUCUUCAUCUCACAAUCGUCGAGCCUUGUGUUGCAAAAUGUCAGUGGAAUUUGAUAGAUUUCUGGAAUCCGGAAAAAAAUGGUUUUGUCAUUUUGAUGAUGACAAUUACGUUAAUGUCCGAAGAUUAUUAAAAUUACUUGACAAUUAUAAUCCACGUGAAGAUUGGUAUCUCGGCAGGCCGUCAAUACCAGCACCAUUAGAAAUUGUUCGACAAGGUGAUGAAGCUUCAAAACAUCCUAAGGUGAAAUUUUGGUUCGCCACAGGAGGUGCAGGAUUUUGCAUCAGUCGAGCACUUGCAUUGAAAAUGGUACCAGUUGCUGGUGGUGGUAAAUUUAUAACUGUUGGAGAUCGUAUAAGAUUGCCAGAUGAUGUCACAAUGGGAUAUAUCAUUGAGCAUCAAUUAAAAAAACAACUCACUGUUGUUGAGCAAUUCCAUUCACAUUUAGAAGCAAUGAAAUUUUUGAAUGAGGACACCUUUCAUGAACAGGUAUCGUUUAGCUACUCAAAGGGUCCAAGAGACGAAUGGAACAUUGUUAAAAUUGACGGUUUUGAUCCCAAGGACGAUCCAAACAGAUUCAGAUCAAUACAUUGCCGAUUGUUUCCACACGAGACUGAUUGCCAAAAGAGAUGAUCAAACUGAAUUUUUAAAUUUAUGACACAGCCCAAAGAAGACAAUCUUUUUUUUUUUUUUUUAUAUAAAAAUAAGUCUUGUAUCAAAGUCAUAUAUACUUGAUUCAUUUUUAAUUUUUAUCAAUGGGAUAUUUUCAUUUAAAUCGUGAUAUUUGUAAAUAUUUAUUAGCC